Molecule: messenger RNA, 3084 nt
Organism: Ectocarpus siliculosus
Lineage: Eukaryota; Phaeophyceae; Ectocarpales; Ectocarpaceae
Source: the annotation of a GenBank genome assembly
CAUUGAUACAUACCAUGUCACAAACAUGCAUAAGAAACAAGAACGGCGUGUACCAGACGUUUUGCUUGGCUUUUGUUUUUUUGGCAACAUUUCGUGUCGCGACACUUGCGAGGCGUUUUGAACGGAUCCUCCUGUGGGUCGACAGCAGCAGUGCUCCCACAAAGCGAAAUCCGCCGGAAUGAGCCUGUUCGACAAAGAAGGAGCGCUUUUUCUACGUGUCCUAGGCGGAGCACGAUCGUUCUGCCCGGUUUCUCUCGUCACACGCGAAGCUCACGAAUGACGUCUUACAGGGCACGUUGUAUCCACGGGUGGUAGUUUUGCGACUUUUGGCUACAUGUUAUUUUCGUCUGCUCUAUCCAACACGCGUUGAGUUUGAUGGUACGCGUUUCAUAGGUUGCCAAACCAUCCAUGCGGGUAGGAUUGCGGCUGAAGCUCCCCUCGCGUGCAUCCAAGCUUCAUGACGUGUCUCUUUAUAUUCCGCCCAUUGAGGUCAUGGCCGCGACGGCCGACGGCGGAGUGUGCGAGAUCAAGAUGGAUGACAGCGGCCGCCUGACGCACAUCUGGUGGCAAACGAGAGAGCAGCGCUCCCGCGCCAAGAAGCAAAAAAAAAAAAAAAAGACCUCACCUAUUCUGCAGCUGAAGCUCGCGACGACCGUAACGUUGAGUGGAGCAAGCCUCAACAGCAGUUCACUGCUGCGAUCUGAAGAGAGGUCCGGAACCGUGAAAAAUCCAAGCCCACCCACCCCGUGGUCAAGACCUCCAACUACGACACCGCUUUUGCCCACGGCAGUAUUGUACAAGAUGCCUCCGGAGACGCCGACACCAGGAACAGCCUCCCCGGGGUCUAGACGGGCAGGGCGGCCCGGACGCUCAGGUUCGCCUUGCGGCGGCUCUACUGGUGCCGGUUCGGGCCCUGAUGCUAGUUCUCCUGUCGGCCAGCGGUCAGUGGUCGCCGCGGGCAGGGAGAAGGGCGACGGCAAGACCAAGGGGCAGACGGAGUACGAAGAGGAAGACGAGAGCGACGACAGUGAUGACGGUGGCCACGGCGAGAGGAAGGUGAGCAUGCUGAGGAAGACCUGGACGAACGAGGCCUGGGACACGUACUACACGGAGGUCAGGGUGGGUGACAGCGGCGGCGGCGGGAGCGAGACCUACCGCUGCGGGGACUGCGCGGUGUUAGAGACCGACUCGGGAAAGUACCCGGCUGAGAUCGUGCACAUAUUCAAGGACCGACAUGGCGAGGAGUGGGUGGAGGUGCGUUGGCUCUACACCAAGGAGGAGAUCGAAGAAACCGUGCCAAAGAGAUGGUGGCCGGACAUGGAUGACGCCGAGCUGCUUGAAACGAACGAUGUGAUCGCAAACCAUCCGGCUUCGAUAUGCUACCCAGUGAGGGUACACUCCCAUGAGCACUACAUGCAGAAGGAGAAAGCGGGGGAGAUCGACGUCGACACGGCGGAGCCCCGGGACUUCUUCUGCCGAAAGUUCUACGACGUCCGCCUCAAGAGGUUUAUGCCGGAGGCAGAGCAGAGGACUGCGCAGAGGCUGCUGAGGGGGAGACGGUGGAGCGAGCGCUCGUCCAAGCCAGAGGGUAGCGGUGCUGACGCUCGACGCUUCUUCAGGGGGUGGCGGGCGGGGCCGGGAGGAGUGUACGUCUUCGAGCGACCUACCGUCGUACCCCAAACACUCGCUCCCUCCCCGCACUCGUUGCUCAGCACCAGGCGUCGCCCGUCGUCGUCCGCUGGCGCCGGUGGCGGCGGCGGCAAGCGCCGGGACGGCAAGGGCAAGCGCCGCCCGCAGGACAAGUUCAGCGUGGCGAUGGAGAGCCUCCACGUCACGGCCGUGCCCAAGUCCCUCCCCUGCCGCAACGACGAGAGGAACCAGCUGCUGAGCUUCCUCACGAGCAACAUUAAGGCCGGUGGUCUGGGAAACGCGCUGUUCGUGGCCGGCAUGCCGGGGACCGGGAAAACGGCGACGGCGCACGAGGUGGUGAGAAUCCUGAAGGGACAGCAAGCAAGAGGCCUGCUGCCGCGCUUCAAGCUGGUCGAGCUUAACGGGAUGCGACUUACAGAGCCCCACCAGGCGUACCCCCAGCUGUGGAUGGCCCUCUCCGGAGAGAUGCUGUCGCCGAAGCGAGCGCUGUACAAGCUGGAGAAGUACUUCUCGCGGGGCGACCCCUCGAGGGAGUUCGUGGUCCUACUGGUAGACGAGCUGGACUACAUGACCACCCGUAAGCAGACGGUGCUUUACAACCUGUUCGAGUGGCCCAGCAGGCGAAACGCGCGGCUGGUGGUGGUCGGCAUCGCCAACACCAUAGACCUGCCGGAGAGGUGCCUCCCACGUGUCAGCAGCCGGGUCACCUCGAGGCUCACGUUCGGACCCUACACGAAAUUGCAGCUCGCCGAGAUCUUGCAAGCGCGAUUGGUCGAGGCGAACGCCAUCGGGGGCAAGGCGAGCCCCGUCGAGGGUAAGGCGAAUACCUCCGUCGAGGGCAAGGCGUUCGACAACGGCGCGAUCAACAUGGCCGCGGCGAAGGUGGCGUCGUCUUCGGGAGACAUGAGGAUGUGCCUCAAGUACUGCCGCAGGGCUAUCGAGGUGUGCAAGGCGAGGGUGGAAUCCGCCAAAGAGGACGGCAAUGGGGACAAGGUGUCUUGGGAGGUCUCUGUGAAGGACGUUCACGUUGCGGUUCGGGAGAUCAACGAGCAGGCUCACCUGGUGGCCGUGAGGGACUCGGCGCCCCAGGAGAGGCUGCUGCUCGUGGCCAUCACCAACGAGGUUCACCUCGGGGGAAAGGGCGUGGUGGAUAUGGACGACGUUCGGACGCGGAUGGAAGGGAUCUGCAGGGCGCACCCGAACGGGCCGAGGAUGCCCAACGUGACCACUAUCUUGGAGAUGAUAUCAAGGCUGGCAGCGGCUCAGGUGCUCGAGCUGGUUCUGUCGCGACGGACUCCCCUGCCAGAUGUGGAGCUCAACAUGACCGUCCGGGAUGUGGUGCAAAUGUUGAGGGACGAUGAAGAAUUUUCCCGGAAAGUUCUUCCGGACGCCCUCGUCAGCGAGUACCCGAUGACUUCCUCGCUGCCGGGUUAA